Mollisia scopiformis is the source of this 3816-nucleotide messenger RNA. RefSeq lists its product as uncharacterized. Bases 103 to 3663 code for a protein of 1186 amino acids. Gene Ontology annotation, biological process: mitotic cell cycle; meiotic chromosome condensation; mitotic chromosome condensation. The transcript is spliced from 4 exons. The record is from RefSeq and is a predicted model, not a curated record. Gene Ontology annotation, molecular function: histone binding. Gene Ontology annotation, cellular component: condensed chromosome, centromeric region; nucleus. NCBI's taxonomy places the organism in Eukaryota, Fungi, Ascomycota, Leotiomycetes, Helotiales, Mollisiaceae.
CAACAUUGGCGACUUGCGACGAUAACCUCACUCCUCCAGCAGCAAUACACAUUUUGUUGAUGCUGUUCUCGUCGUGCAGAACACUGCGCCCAUAUAGCCACGAUGGACACAAUUCAAUUCGAUAUCAACGAUGCUCUUAAGCACUACAUGAGCGAUCCUGCCACGAUCGCUACGCCUGAAGCAGAUUCAAACCUCGUCGAUUGCGAAAACGACCCAGACUCACUCACCAACUCACUGAUAAAUACCGUACUGAAUCCAAUAGUUGAUGCAGUGGCAGAGAAUCCCGAUGCGAUCACAAGAAGCUCUUCAUUUGAUUCCUUGCAAUUUCUGUUAAAGUCCUCCUCCGUCCUGCCUACACAUGCCUUGAGCAAGAUCUUUGAUCUCGUUGUCUCGGGUCUUUCAACGGAAGCCGACGUUAUCCACAACGAUCUCGAAUCGGACGAACAAGAGCUGGUCUCGCAUCACAAACAGCUGUUAGAAGUCUUCGGCUUUCUGCUGCAAUGGACCAUAGCAGCUGUCGAGACAAAAGCGGCGGAGAAGUCGACGACGGCACCUGCUGCACGAGGCAGAGGAAAAGCUGCCAAAUCGAAGACGGCAUCGAAAGAUAAGGACGGAAAUUGGGAUUCGUCGGCACAACUCCAGACUGCUCUUGAUGUUAUGUGCAAAGUCCUCAAGUUGAAGCUAUCAAAAAUUUUCUUGACGACUUCUGAACGAGAUACCUUCAUUGGUCUGCUGACCAGACCUGUUUAUAUGGUUCUUGAGAGCGAACAGAGGGUUAAGAAUAAUGAAAUCAAGAUGCGUGCAUUCAAGGUUCUGUGUAUAGCUGUGAAGCAUCACGGACAUGGUUACGCUGCUCAAAUCUCGAUUGUCCAGAAUCUGACAUACUUCGAGCAUCUUGCAGAGCCGAUGGCAGAGUUUCUCCAUAUCCUCUCUGAACAAUACGACUACGCCCAACUCGCAGGCGAGAUUAUGACUGAAUUGAGCAACAAAGAAUUUAACAGCAAUGAUACCAAAGGACCGAAGUCCGUGUCAUCUUUCAUUGUCAAGCUAUCAGAGCUCGCCCCUAGACUAGUCAUCAAGCAAAUGACUAUGCUUGCAAAGCAACUCGACAGCGAGUCUUAUGCCUUGAGAUGUGCUUUGAUUGAGGUUUGCGGAAAUUUGGUAGCAGACUUGAGCAAGCAGGAAGAACGAGGCGACAACCACAAGUCACAGCUCAACGCUUUUUUUGAUGUCUUGGAGGAGCGAUUCUUGGAUCUCAAUCCGUAUUGUCGUUGCCGGACUAUCCAGGUAUACGUCAAACUUUGUGGACUUGAGCAAAAGUUUCCCAAGCGCAGACAGAAGGCCGCUGAGCUUGCUGCAAGAAGUUUGGAGGAUAAGAGCAGCAACGUUCGACGAAAUGCUAUUAAACUACUCGGAACGCUCAUCAAAACUCACCCUUUCAACGUUAUGCAUGGUGGAAUGCUUUCCCAGAAGGAAUGGAAUGCUCGAUUGGACGCUGUGGACGCAGAAUUGAACGCAUUGAAGCCUCCAGCCGGCACUCCUGGAGGCCUCGACGGCAAUGAUAAGACUGUGGAUACGCAACUUCUGGACGAUGCCACAGUCAUCGAAUCCGACUCACCACAAAAGCCAAUGACUGACGAGCAGAAAAUUGCUGCAAUCAAGAAAGCACAGGAGGAAGCUGCUACUUCGGAGGCUAUCAACAAGUUGACUCUUACGAGACGAUACUAUGUGGAAGCUUUGAAGUUCAUUGAGGUUUUGCAUGGUGCAACCACCACAAUUUGUCAACUUCUCGGUUCGAAGAACAAGAGCGAAGUCAUUGAGGCUAUGGACUACUUCCACACAGGUGAUGCUUACGACAUUGAGCAAAACAAACUGGGUAUACGAAGAAUGCUGCGGCUUAUCUGGACCAAAGGAAACAGCGAUGAGGGAAAGGGCGUCCAGAAUCAUCUCAUCGAUGUCUACAAGAGUCUCUUCUUCGAAGCUCCACCGACCUUCACUGCCAAUGAUGCCUCGAACUACAUCGCCCGAAACAUGAUCAGCUUGACAUUCGGAGCAACACCUGCUGAGUUGACAUCUUUGGAACUGCUACUUAGUACGAUGAUGAAGGCCGGUCAUAUCAGCGACCUUGUUAUCGAAAAGCUAUGGCAAGUCUACGGUGUCCAGAAGAGAGAGAUCUCGAAGAGCCAACGUCGUGGUUCCAUCAUCGUUCUGGGCAUGCUGGCUACUGCUAAGCCAGAGAUUGUUGUUGGUGAAAUGGAGACGAUGCUGCGGGUUGGUCUUGGAAGCCUUGGUCGAUCAGAUCUCCAAUUGGCAAAAUAUACAUGUAUAGCACUUCGACGAAUCAACCCCACCGGAAGACAAGCCAAGGAGACAAGUGUGCCAACGUCGAAGCUUCCUAAUGAUCAUGCUGUCCUUGUAAAGCUAGCAGCGAUCACGGAGAUUGAGUCUGACAACAAGGAAUGGUAUGGCGUUGCUGAACAAGCAAUUAGUGCCAUCUACACUUUGUCGAAGCACCCCGAUACCCUCUGCUCCGAAAUUUUGCGACGGAAGACGAAGCGUGUGUUCCAGCAACGGAUAGCCAAGACACCUGAGCCAGAGGAGCCGGAGACUUCACAGAUGGUAUCACCACCACCCGAACCAGUAGAACCAGAAUCCAAGGUUAAAGGAUCAAUUGGUCUCUCACAGCUUCUGUUCAUUGUUGGACAUGUUGCGAUCAAACAAAUUGUUCACCUCGAGCUUUGUGAGCUAGACUUCAAGAGGAGGAAAGUCGAAGCCGAGAAGAACAAACCUGCCGAAACUGUAGCAGACAAGGCUGCAAAAGAAGCAGCAGACGAUCUUGACAUGAUUGGUGGCACGACUGAGGAUGAUUUCACCGAGGCUAUGGCGCAUAUUCGAGAACGUGAGCUCUUGUACGGCGAGAACUCACUGCUGACCAAUUUUGGUCCUCUGGUGUCUGAGAUUUGCUCAAACAACACUACCUACAGAGAUAGGAAUCUUCAAGCAGCCGCAACACUGUGCUUAGCCAAGCUCAUGUGUGUCAGUUCAGAAUACUGCGAAACCAACCUACCUCUGCUAAUCACUAUCCUUGAGCGAUCGAAGGACCCCAUCACUCGGUCUAAUGUGGUCAUCGCGCUUGGUGAUAUGGCGGUCUGCUUCAACCAUCUCAUCGAUGAGAACACGGACUUCCUUUACCGACGUCUUAACGACAAGGAUGCUAGUGUCAAGAGAACUUGCUUGAUGACCCUAACAUUCUUGAUCCUGGCUGGCCAAGUCAAGGUCAAGGGCCAACUUGGAGAGAUGGCCAAGUGUCUCGAAGACGAAGACAAGAGAAUCGCUGAUCUCAGUCGCAUGUUCUUCACAGAGUUGAGCACGAAGGACAAUGCGGUGUACAAUCACUUCGUUGAUAUGUUCAGUCUGUUGAGUGCGGAGAAGGACUUGGAAGAAGACUCGCUGAGGAGGAUCAUCAAGUUCUUGGCGGGCUUUAUUGAAAAGGACAAACACGCUAAACAGCUCGCAGAAAAACUCGCGGCCAGAUUGGCGAGAUGUGAGACUGAGAGACAGUGGAACGAUGUUGCGUAUGCACUUAGUUUAUUGCAGCAUAAGAACGAGGAGAUUACGAAGCUGGUAUCUGGUGGUUUCAGGGUCGUGCAAGCAAAUGCGUAAUUCUCGAUGUAAAAUGGCAAGACGGUUUGUUACGAUGUAUAUGCAUGUAAUGUGGGAUGUGGAGUUGGUGGAAGCAAACGGAAAGGCAUGCAUGAAUGGGAUGCUGGCGUUUGUACCUAUGGUCAUGCAUAAUGAAUCAAGCGAAGACUUCUG